CCAUUUUCAACACACUCCUUCGAAUUUUAACUGACUGAAAGUGCAUCAAAAUGGUCUCCAAAAAAGCGGUACGUUGAUGACUCCGGAGGGGGCACCAGAAUGCUGCUCGCCCGAGAUGGACGUCAUACGUAAUGAUUCCACAUGACAGGUUUUUAGUCACCGUUUCUCUGGGGCUUACAAUGCAUGCAGCCUCCGUUGGCUAGUUUUUGCAUGCAUGGAUCUUCAAGAGUUAACAAUGCAKKAAUGGCCAAGUGUAGCUGUUCUAUUCUAUCUCUAAUUUGCUGCUUGUUGUUUUUUGAGCGCAGAAGAAGCAACAAGACAACAUGAACAGCCGCCUAAAGCUGGUCAUGAAGUCUGGAAAGGCUACCUUKGGAUACAAGCAUUCCAUGAAGUGUGUGCGAAAGGGAAAAGCCAAGUUGAUUCUUGUCGCCUCCAACUGCCCGCACCUUCGAAAGUCCGAAGUUGAGUACAUGGCAAUGCUUGCAAAGGUCCCUGUCCACCACUACUCAGGAGACAACAUCGCACUUGGAACCGCCUGCGGAAAAUUUUUUAAUUGCUCUGUAUUGACGAUCMUCGAUGGAGGAGACUCCGAUAUUCUCUCCCAGAACUAAGUCUAGGUCGCUAAGGAAAUAAAAAAUARCCCCCUCAAAAUGUACAUUACAAGUUCUCGAAAUAGUGUUGUAUAAAAAACYWGAAAUUGC
Messenger RNA from Pseudo-nitzschia multistriata, 701 nucleotides. The record is from the annotation of a GenBank genome assembly. NCBI's taxonomy places the organism in Eukaryota, Bacillariophyta, Bacillariophyceae, Bacillariales, Bacillariaceae.